CUACGCACACCUGUAGGCGGAUCUUUUCGAUUUUAUGAGGCGAUAUGUCUCUCACAGAUGAGGAAUACAAAGAUCGAUUUAAAGCGUAUGUCAUGGCUAACCAUGAAGUUGAAUUAAAAGAUAUAAUGUCCAUAGAGGAUGACCUGCAACAUUAUGCAGUCACUGUCAAUUUUGUUACGCUGUUUGAAACGAGCACCGAAUUAGGGGAUGGAAUUUUAUCUCGGCCAACUCAUCUUUUGCCAAUAUUUGAUUCAGCGCUCUAUGAAGCACAGAAAGCAAUUUUGUUGAAGGAGUCUUCAAAAGGCGACUUCUUCCUAAAAUCCCGAAUUCAUGCACGUCUCACUGCUUUGCCUGUCUGUCCUGAGUUACAUAGAGCAAUUUUCCCUCGAAAUGAUGAUGUUGGAAGUUUUUUGAGAGUGUCUGGAACAAUUGUACGCAUUACAGCUGCUAAAAUGCUUGAACACCAAAGGGACUUUAUUUGUGCUAAAUGCAAAUAUUCUUUCACUAUCAAAGCAGAAUAUGAGCAAUAUUAUUGCUUCUCACCCAUCACACAUUGUCCAAAUCCAGAGAAAUGUAAAGGAACCAUUUUCAACCCCAAUGAAAAAGUUGACCACAAAAAUUACAAAGACUAUCAGGAAAUAAAAAUACAGGAACAAGUGAGCAAACUGCAUGUGGGAAGCAUGCCUCGCUCUAUGUGGGUGACUCUGGAAGAUGAUCUUGUUGAUUCAUGCAAGCCAGGAGAUGAUGUAGUUGUUUGUGGAACAGUGUUAAGGCGGUGGCGUCCAUUAUCAGCUGGGACUCGAUGUGAUAUUGACCUAGUUGUUCAAGCAAACCAUCUACAGGUUUGCAAUGAUCAACGUUCAUCAGUCCUUGUCACUCAAGAGAUAAGAGAUGAAUUUGAAAAUUUUUGGAAAUCUCAAUUACAUGAUCCUCUUGGUGCAAGAAAUCGUAUUCUUGCUUCAUUUUGUCCACAGGUUUAUGGAUUAUAUUUGGCAAAGCUAGCUGUGUGUUUGGUUCUUACUGGAGGAGUCCAGCACUGUGAAAGUUCUGGCAGUCGUAUUAGGGGUGAAUCACAUCUAUUAUUGGUCGGUGACCCGGGCACUGGAAAGUCUCACUUACUUCGAUUUGCAGCCAAAGUUUGUCCACGUUCAGUAUUCACCACUGGCGUUGGGUCCACAUCUGCUGGGCUCACUGUCAGCGCUGUCAGGGAAGGUGGUGAAUGGCAACUAGAGGCUGGUGCUCUUGUUUUGUCUGAUGGUGGAGUAUGUUGUAUUGAUGAGUUCAACUCAAUCCGUGAAAAAGAUAGAACAAGUAUUCAUGAAGCAAUGGAACAGCAAACAAUCAGUGUUGCUAAGGCCGGAAUGGUGUGCAAAUUAAACACUCGUUGUACCAUUCUUGCAGCCACUAAUCCAAAGGGACAGUAUGACCCCAAUCAACCCAUGACUGUAAAUGUUGCUAUUGCUAGCCCGCUCUUAAGCCGCUUUGACUUGGUGUUGGUCCUUUUGGAUUCCUGCAAUCAAGAUUGGGACAAUAUGGUGUCAAGUUUCAUACUUGAAGGCAGAGAUCCACUGUCACAGUCAAAUAUUAAAAAAUCAAAGUCUCAGGCUAAUACCUCCAUAUCAGGAGGAAGUCUUCUGUCAGGCCUGUGGACACUUGAACAGCUACAAGCCUACUUUUGUACCAUCAAGACUUUGCGCCCUGUUCUUAGUUAUAACGCAAAUAGAAUUCUUGGUUCAUACUACCAAGCGCAAAGGAGAGCUGAUUCUCGGAAUGCUGCUAGAACAACAGUAAGAAUGCUGGAGAGUUUAGUGCGUCUAUCUCAGGCUCAUGCCCGUUUGAUGUUUCACCAAGAAGUGACAGUACAAGAUGCAGUCAUUGCUGUUUCACUUGUGGAAUCAUCGUUGCACAAUGACGCCAUUGUAUCAAAUUUAAGUGCACUUCACACAUCAUUUCCUUUGAACCCAAUGGAAGAUUAUUGGAAGCAAAUGGAUGGUUUACUACGCAAACUUAAUCUGUUGGACAUUUUAGAGGAGGAAUGUAAUCGCUGCAGACAAGAAUGUUUCGGAAGUGAUAAUGAUCAACAAAUACCAGAAAUGGCUGAUACGGAUGACAAUGAAACAGAAGAGGAAACAUCUCCUGCAAAGUGCAACAAAGUAUUUACCAAUCGAGAAGCAGCUAGUCAUAUGAGAAGUAUAGACCCUGCUUCAGAUUCAAAUUUAACCAGGCAACCCUCCAGUGAAGGUGAAUUACCCAUUGCCGGUGGAACCUCAGCCAUAUCAGAAAAAUUGAGUUCUGUUCUUAGCAAUAUUCGCCACACUAGGAAUCACAAUUUAUUAAGAACUGUUGAACAGCAGAGUUCAGUCGGUAUUAAAAGAAAACGAACAUCUGUGAAGGAGAAGUCAGCUCCAGAUGAUACGAGGGACUCCUCCAAUGCCGAGUCUCCUCAAGCUAGCAGGAAGAAGGCAAAGACUGGGUCACGGGACGCAGCUGGAGAACCACCCUCAGUCUCGACGUCACCUGUAACACCUUCAUCAAAGGGAAGAGGAAAGAACAAAAAAACAGGCAACGCUAGAACAGAUGUUCUUGAUGAAAGCAAUUUUGAUCCGAGUGCCAGUGCUUCCAAUAACACUACCAAAGAAUCUCCAUCUAUCCGAUCCAAAGUGGAAUCUUUAAAGAAGCUCUUCACUUUUUCCAAAGAUAAGAACAAAAUAAAGAAAGGAGAAACUUCCCCAGACCAAGAGAAGAAAGAUAGUAGAACAGGAGUUCCUUUAAAUGAGAAGAACAGUUCAAUAAUUGAUGGGAACCUAGAGGAGUCAGAAAAGUGUUCGUCAAAUGAUGAAUUGCCUGCAGCCACAUCAACACAAAACAAGAUCAACAUAGCUGAUGAAGAAAAGAUUAAAUGUUUAGAAUCACCAAGUACUGUUGAAAAGGUUCAAAGGAAUCCUCUAGCACCAAAAGUGGCCAUUUCCACUUUAGCUUUUCUGAAACUCCAGAAAUUCAGGAGCAAGACAGAUUCAAUUAGUUCAGAUAGUGGUCACAGCAGUGAUGGGAACCCUCCCCAUUCUAAAGACACAAACAUAGCUGACAAUUCACCUCCAAGAGUUGAUGUGUCUGCCAACCCUGUUCCUACAACCCAGACAAAGAACAACACACAUGACGCAUUCAAAGCCAUUAAAAGUCUUGGGAAGAAGCUGCAUAGCUCUCAAAAAAUGAAGGUGUCCACCAACUGUGAUAAUCGUGAUGCUUCGCAAAGAAUUCAGCCUAGUCAAGGGUCAAGAUGCAGUUCUCAAGUAUUUUCUGUUACUGGAGAUGAUUUUGACGAUGUUGACCUUGAACUGUAGAUUUUUAUUUCCUUCUAAUUAGUUUGAUUGCAUGUAAUAAAAGAUAUAAGAUUUUUUGUUUUUGUAUGUAUGUGUAAUUUUUUUUUGUCUCCAAGUGCCCUUGUGGUGGGAUAAGAAAAGGGACUACAGUAAAUGAAGAGUUAAAUAGA
Thrips palmi is the source of this 3490-nucleotide messenger RNA. RefSeq names its product DNA helicase MCM9-like. Gene Ontology annotation, molecular function: ATP hydrolysis activity; ATP binding; single-stranded DNA helicase activity. The transcript has 15 exons. The coding region runs from base 45 to 3341 and encodes 1098 amino acids. Gene Ontology annotation, biological process: double-strand break repair via homologous recombination; DNA replication. The record is from RefSeq and is a predicted model, not a curated record. NCBI's taxonomy places the organism in Eukaryota, Metazoa, Arthropoda, Insecta, Thysanoptera, Thripidae. Gene Ontology annotation, cellular component: nucleus; MCM complex.